This is a messenger RNA of Leucoraja erinaceus (little skate), 1721 nucleotides long. It is a transcript of the gene lsm14b, whose product is annotated as LSM family member 14B. NCBI's taxonomy places the organism in Eukaryota, Metazoa, Chordata, Chondrichthyes, Rajiformes, Rajidae. Gene Ontology annotation, molecular function: mRNA binding. The record is from RefSeq and is a predicted model, not a curated record.
GGGCUGGUGUGGGAGGCGGUUCUGACGGCUUGUGCGUCCGUCGAGGGGGCUUUUCGUGACUGUCUCGCCACAGGAAAAGAAAGAGAGAGAAAUAUAUAAAGAUAAAAUAAUAUCUCGGCAGCCCGCGUCCCUCAGGCCCGUCAACAUGAGCGGCGGCAUGCCGUACAUCGGCAGCAAGAUCAGCCUGAAGGCUCAGAUCUGCUACGAGGGCAUCUUGUACACAAUCGACACGGACAACUCGACCGUGGCCCUGGCCAAGGUGCGAUCAUUUGGUACAGAAGAUCGGCCCACUGACAGACCAAUUGCUCCACGAGAUGAAAUCUAUGAAUACAUCAUCUUUCGUGGUAGUGAUAUCAAAGAUAUUACUGUGUGCGAACCUCCAAAACCUCAACCUCAGGAUCCUGCCAUUGUACAGUCUUCCCUCAGCACUUCGACAAAUGCUUCAUUUCAACCCCCUGCGUCAUACAGUCCUUUCCGUAGUAUGACUCCAUACAGCCAGUUUGCUGGAGGAUCCUUGGUUGGCCAACAAUAUGGUGCUUCUGUGGGUUUAGGAUGUUCAACACCCAUUCAAAUCACAACUGUUUCUCACUCCAGUACUGAUAGUCCUCCCUCACCUCAACCAGCCUUUACAAAGCUUGAAAUACCACCCGAACCAGCACCUUUGCAGAAAAGCCAACUGAUUUCUCAGGCAGCUACUGGUUUUCCAUUUUUGCCACCAAGACAAAGUCCUAUGGUGGAACAAGGUGUGCAGACAAGUCCCACAGAGGGCCUUAAUCAGAAGAACCUUCAACAAGAUAAAAUCCCUACCAGUAUAAAUCAGCAAUCCAUUGGACUGGAGCAAAGGAAAGUUAUCCCACAGUCUCUCACACAAAGUCGAGCUCAAGUGAAUGAUGAGAAUAAAAAGCCUCAGCCUCAAAGGAGACGGUCAGGCAAUAGAAGAGUCAGAAACCGUGGAAGAGGACAAAACUUUUCAGGAAAUAAUAAAGAAGCAACCAUGAAGUUUGAAGGGGACUUUGAUUUUGAAAGUGCAAAUGCUCAGUUUAAUAAGGAGGAGUUUGAAAAGGAGUUCCAAAACAAAUUAAAAAUAAAAGGGCUCGCAGUCUCGGGAGAGGCCGAGUUGGGAGCUCCAACGACGCAGAAGGUUCGACAAGCCCCGACCCAGGGUCCUAUUGCUGGCGCGGAGGAGCUAUCAUCCCCCUCGAUGCAGGAGCUUGAUCGCCUUGACGAGGAGGCCCGCCGUUGGCUACGGGAGUCAAGAUCGUCUCGUCAAUGGAAGGCUCAACUUCCCCGACUGCAGGAGAACAAAGAAGGGAAGAGAUUGAACUUUUUUUUCGCCUUCCGUCAUAAUGACAUAGUACAUAAAGGAGACCUUAGCAUCCAGGAAGAGAAGGGAGAUUCAAUUGUUGAAUCACCAAGCCCUGAAGGAAAAAAGGAAGAGCCAUCUCUUGGGCCCAACUGUUAUUAUGAUAAAACAAAAUCAUUCUUUGAUAAUAUUUCUACUGAGCCAAAGACAAGGCGUACAUGGGCUGAAGAAAGAAAGCUUAAUACGGAAACGUUUGGAAUCUCUGCUAAGUUUCUUCAUGGACGAGGUUUCCGUGGAGGCUUCCGAGGUGGGAGAGGCCGUGGAGGUGGGAGAAGAACUUCUUCAAUGCCAAGGAAUAGUGGCGGCAGCAGGGUUUAGUAAGGUAUAGCAGUAGUUUCUGUUUUAGAGAGAUACUUGA